Quercus robur (English oak) is the source of this 1923-nucleotide messenger RNA. RefSeq names its product rhamnogalacturonan I rhamnosyltransferase 1-like. Gene Ontology annotation, cellular component: cytoplasm. The record is from RefSeq and is a predicted model, not a curated record. Lineage: Eukaryota; Viridiplantae; Streptophyta; Magnoliopsida; Fagales; Fagaceae. The coding region runs from base 232 to 1797 and encodes 521 amino acids. The transcript is spliced from 9 exons.
CAAAGACCUUAUGGAACGACUAUAAGGAUUUCCAAAACUGCAUAGAAGUCUUUGCAUUGCAUGCUUGCUUGCCAAACCUAUAAGGAUUUCCACACCUACCAUUGAUUGCAUGUUUUUCCUUCUCUUUAUUGUUGUUUUACGUGACAUUCUUAUUAUGUGUUUUGUUACAUAUAGUACCAAUCUGUAAUAAAGAGAAGAUUAGAAGUAGCAAGAAAGAAAGGACUUGAGGAGAUGGAUUACAACAAAGUUGAAUGUGAAGAAUCCAAAGUCGGAGAGGUGAAGGAAAAACCCCGUAAUAUGGAGGUGCGGCGCAUUGUAGAACUCAAAGCUGAGAAUUUGAAGGGUUUGAUCACGGGAGAGAAGCUGAAGAGCUUGAUUAUGGAAAGGAUCAAAGCUGAAAAGCUUAAGAGCUGGACUGUAGCUCUGUCUAUGGCUCGAUCAAACUUGUGGAUAAUUGGCGUUGCAACGUUGCUGUUGGGCACCUGUGUAGUGCAGCUGAGAACACUCAGCAAGACUAUGACGCCGAGGCUGUUCACGUCCCUUUCUUCUCAUCAAGUUGAUGUUCCACCGGAAAGAGUUUAUGAGAGCAAUGGAUAUCUGAUAGUUUCGACUAAUGGAGGAUUGAAUCAAAUGCGAGCUGGUAUUUGUGACAUGGUUGCCAUUGCAAGAUAUCUGAAUGUCACUCUUAUAGUUCCUGAGUUGGAUAAAACCUCCUUUUGGAAUGAUAGCAGUAAAUUCCAAGAUUUAUUUGAUGUGGAUUACUUCAUUACAUCUUUGAGAGACGAAGUUCAGAUAUUGAAAGAUCUGCCUAAAGAGCUGAAGAUAAUGGAAUACUUACCUUGCUUCUAUUCCAUGCCACCCGCUAGUUGGUCCAAUAUGUCCUAUUACUAUCAAACGAUUCUUCCAAUGAUAAAAAGGCAUGGAAUCAUGCAUUUCACCAAGUCUGAUUCUAGGCUUGCAAAUAAUGGGAUUGCUGAGGAGGUCCAAAAGUUGCGCUGCCGAGUGAACUAUGAAGCUCUGAGAUUCACUACACCAAUAGAAGAAAUGGGCAAGAAGAUUGUCAAGCUUCUGAGGCAAAAAGGCCCUUUCUUAGCUCUUCAUCUCAGAUAUGAAAUGGACAUGUUAGCGUUCUCUGGCUGUAUUGAAGGUUGCAAUGACACAGAAAUUAAUGAAUUGACAAAAAUGAGAUAUGCCUACCCAUGGUGGAAAGAAAAAGAAAUAGACUCGGAGAAGAAAAGAAAAUUUGGUGGUUGUCCCUUAACCCCCGAGGAAACUGCACUCACAUUGAGGGCAUUGGAUAUUGAUCCUAGUGUCCAGGUUUAUAUUGCUGCUGGAAAUAUAUAUGGGGGAGAGAGGAGAAUGGCAGCUGUGAGAUCAAUUUUUCCAAAUUUGAUCAAAAAGGAAACUUUGCUGCCACCCUCAGACCUUAAACCCUUUCGGAAACAUUCAAACAUGAUGGCAGCGUUGGAUUAUAUAGUAGCAAUAGAAAGUGACAUUUUUGUGCCAACAUAUGGAGGAAACAUGGCAAGAGUUGUUGAAGGCCAUCGACGAUACUUGGGGUUCAAGACGACAAUUAUUUUAGACAGAGGGCUUAUAGUAAAUUUGAUAGAUGAGUACAAGAAUGGAACAAUGAGCUGGGACGAAUUCUCCCAAGCAGUCAAGACAGGUCAUGCUGAUCGCAUGGGUGGCCCAACAAGAAGAAUGGAGAUUCUUGGGAAGCCCAAGGAAGAAGAUUAUUUCUAUACUAAUCCACAGGAAUGUUUGCCACCAUUUGUUAAAAAAUCAAAGAGUGCAUGAUAGUGAAUAGUGAUGUUCUUUUGGAUUAAACUAGCAGGGUCUAGUCCCCCACAUGCAGCUCAUGUUCCAGGACUCCAAAAAUGUACAUCCUGUAACAAAAUUGAACUAAUUUUUUUUUUCUUUUCA